UAAAAGGUGGCCCGGACUGAAAAUUCCCAGCAUGCACUCGGCUCCACCAGUUUCCCGAGAGCGCCCUAGCAGGUAAAGGAGGUCAACGAGUUCCCUGACUUCCGGUAUUCGCGGUGCACGACGGGAAUGCGAGUAGUGCUAUUGGCCGGCGCCUGCCCCGCUUUUCGGCGAGCGAGGCGGGCAGGAAGCGAUAGCAGCGGCCGAGAAAGCUUGGCGGGGCAAGCGGCUUCUCCUGUUUCUCCCUUCAGAAAGAUGAAGACUAGCUGGCUCUGUUGUGUACAAGAAAACCUGACAAGUGAUGAAAUGCAGAUGCUGAGUCAGGCAAACCAGUUAGCCAUGGAAGCUGAAGAGACGAUGGAAUGUAUUCAGGAAUUUCCAGAACAUUACAAAGUAAUCUUGGAUAGACUGAAUGAACAGCGGGAGCAGGAACAGUUCACAGACAUCACUCUGAUUGUGGAUGGUCACCAUUUUAAAGCUCAUAAAGCUGUUCUUGCUGCUUGCAGCCAGUUUUUCUACAAAUUCUUCCAAGACUUCACUCAGGAACCUCUAGUAGAGAUAGAAGGCGUAAGUAACAUGGCAUUUCGUCACUUAAUUGAGUUCACAUACACAGCUAAGCUAAUGAUCCAGGGGGAAGAAGAAGCGAACGAUGUCUGGAAAGCAGCCGAGUAUCUUCAGAUGUUAGAAGCCAUCAAAGCUCUUGAAAUCAGGAACAAAGAAAAUACAUCAUCACUUGAAUCAAAUCAGGCACAAGAUAAAAGUAACACCAAAAAGAGGAAGAUAGCAGAGACCUCCAAUGUUAUUACAGAAACACUGCCCUGUGCAGAAUCUGAGCCUGUUGAAAUUGAGGUAGAAAUUGCAGAAGGAGCUAUUGACGUGGAUGAAAACAACAUUGAAGCGCUCGAUGAGGUAGCUUCUGCUGAACAGUCCAUAAAGUAUAUACAGACUACAGGUACAUCGGAUGACUCUGCUUUGGCUCUUCUGGCAGAUAUCACUAGCAAGUUCCGCCAUGGAGAGAGAAAAAAUGAAAUUCAGGAGGAGUGUGACAGCAUAUCUGAUCCAACAGGCAAACAAGUGGAAGGCAUUGAGAUCAUGGAACUUCAACUCUCGCACGUCAACAACCUUUUCCACUGUGAAAAAUGCAACCGCACAUUUAAAUUAUAUUACCACUUUAAGGAACAUAUGAAAACACACUCCACUGAAAGUUACAAGUGUGACCUAUGCAACAAAAGGUACUUGCGGGAGAGUGCAUUGAAGCAGCACCUUACUUGCUACCACAUAGAGGAAAGUGGAGCCAACAAGAAACAAAGACCUGGCAAAAAAAUACAUGUCUGCCAAUACUGUGACAAACAGUUCGACCACUUUGGACAUUUUAAAGAACACCUUCGAAAACACACAGGUGAAAAACCAUUUGAGUGCUCAAACUGCCACGAACGCUUUGCUCGGAACAGCACACUCAAAUGUCACUUGACAGCGUGUCAGUCUGGUGCUGGUGCUAAAAAGGGACGGAAAAAACUUUAUGAAUGUCAGGUCUGUAACAGUGUAUUUAACAGCUGGGAUCAAUUCAAGGACCAUUUGGUAAUACACACAGGCGACAAGCCCAACCACUGUACCUUGUGCGAUGUGUGGUUUAUGCAAGGCAGUGAACUGCGGAGGCACUUGCAAGAAAUGCACAACAUUUCUGAACGAAUAGUAACGGAGGACAUCCUUCCUGUGGACAGUGAUCCAGUAGCGUCCAUGACUAUCAUAGAGCAGGUGGAACAAGUACAUGUGUUGCCUGUAAUUCAGGUCCAGGUGGAUCCUGCACAAGUGACUGUUGAGCAGGUGCAUCCAGAUUUGAUACCAAAUAAUCAAGUAAAAAAUGAGCAAAUAGCAGAGCUCCCAGAGCAGGUAGAGAUUAGCUACUUAGAAGUAGAGCACAUUCAGACUGAGCAAAGCACAGAAGUGCAUAUGGAGGAGAUAGAUGUGGAACAUGUAAACCAGUUGCAUAUGGAAGAGGUUCAGGCACAGCUUAUAGAAGAAACUGUCCUGGAGCAAGUAGAAUCAGGACAUGUGGAUCAAGGAGAACUAGAAGCCAACGCGUCCACUCAGCUGGAUGAGGCAGAGGCACAUGCAACAGAUUGUGGGGAAUCUGAUGUAUUGAAAACUCAGACAAUAUUGGAUAUGCAAGAAGAAAAAGUGGAGACCUAGGAAAUACUGACUUCAUUAUCUGUGAUUUGGGGAAAGAAAGAAAAGAAAACCAAAUUAUUUUUGUUAACAUUCUUAUUUGACUUUUGCACCCCACCAAUGGAUGGCUUUCUUGGUUUGAUAGCCUUGGGUAACUGGACGGAUGGACCAAAGUGGGAAUAUUUGAUUAAACUGUCCUUGUACUUCUGGAAAGGAAACCCCCUUUUUGUUUAACUGAAUGAAGUCUGUUCUGAAGACAGACAGCUUUGUGUGAAGUUUAACCAUAGAGUUUUUCUAGACUGUGCCACUAGGCUAUACUGUUUGUCAUUGUGAGAAACUUUUAAAACAAGUUCUGUUUUCUGUUCGAAUAUGAGUUCAGUGUUUAAAAAUGGCAACGUUCCAGCAAGAUAAUGGAUUCUCUAAGAGCAGUUGGGUGAUUUACUUAGAAGCCACAGGUAAUUCCCCUUUGUUUUCCUAUUUUGCAGUAGUUGCUGUCUUUCUUCUAUUUAUGUUGUUUAACCACUGUCCUCCAAGCCCAGAAACUCACUGGGAUGCAGGUAAGCUGUGCUAUGUUUUCUUUCAGCAAGCAAACAAAAAAGAGGAUCCCUUGUGCCUUCACACAGCUGAAGUAAUUAAACUUCCACAAAGCUUUUAAGAUAUUUAUGGAGCUAAUGCAGAAGAGACUGUGUAGAUAUUGCUGUAUAGUGCUUGGCAAUUUUGCUUCCAGUUGUUAGCAACCAUGUUGUUUUGUUUUGUUUUCCAUUAAAUGUAGAUGGGGGAAAGGAAGUAGACUCAACACUGGCAGUUUUUUCAAAAGGGCCAAUUACAAUAGGAAAAUUUCAGCUGAUCUAUAACAGGAUAUGAGUUGGCUGAAAGGUUGCACUGGCGUCUUAUCACCAGAUUUUUAUUUUUUAGAAAAAAAGGUACAUUUUAUAUUUUAAAAAAUGCAUUAAAAUACAAAGUAAAUGUGUCUACUCAAUGCAUCAGGCUACUGUUUUAUUAUUUAAACUUUUUGACCUUUGCAGAAAGAUCUUAUGUUUAAAAGAUGGGAAAAAAAUCAAAAGCCAUAGGUAUGAGUGUUUGAACUGUGGAUUUAUAAAAGUAGGAGUGUAAAUAUUUGAAUCAGUAUUAUUGGACAAUAAAACAGUACCAACCGCAA
Pogona vitticeps (central bearded dragon) is the source of this 3322-nucleotide messenger RNA. NCBI's taxonomy places the organism in Eukaryota, Metazoa, Chordata, Lepidosauria, Squamata, Agamidae. The record is from RefSeq and is a predicted model, not a curated record.